AUGGAGUCCAACGACACGGCCUCUGCCUCUUGCCUGGACUCUGCCGCGUUCAAGGUCUCCGUGAGCGUGGCACUCACCAUCCUCAUUCUCGUCACUAUUGCCGGCAACGUGGUGGUCUGCCUGGCCGUGGGCCUGAACCGCCGGCUCCGCAGCCUGACCAACUGCUUCAUCGUGUCCCUGGCCGUCACCGACCUGCUCCUCGGCCUCCUGGUGCUGCCCUUCUCGGCCUUCUACCAGCUCUCCUGCCGGUGGAGCUUCGGCAAGGUCUUCUGCAACAUCUACACCAGCCUGGACGUCAUGCUGUGCACGGCCUCCAUCCUCAACCUCUUCAUGAUCAGCCUCGACCGCUACUGCGCGGUCACGGACCCCCUGCGCUACCCCGUGCUGGUCACCCCGGCCCGGGUGGGCGUCUCCCUGGUCUUGAUUUGGGCCGUCUCCAUCACCCUGUCCUUCCUGUCCAUCCACCUGGGGUGGAACAGCAGGGACGAGGCCAGCGGGGUCAACCACACCCUCCUGCCCUGCAAAGUCCAGGUCAACCUGGUGUACGGCCUGGUGGACGGGCUGGUCACCUUCUACCUGCCCCUGCUGGUCAUGUGCAUCACCUACUUCCGCAUCUUCAGGAUCGCCCGGGAGCAGGCCAGGAGGAUCCAUCACGCCGCCUCCUGGAAGGCAGCCACCCUCCGGGAGCACAAAGCCACGGUGACGCUGGCCACCGUGAUGGGGGCCUUCAUCGUCUGCUGGUUCCCUUACUUCACCGUGUUCGUCUACCGGGGCCUGAGAGGGGACGACGCCGUCAACAAGACCUUCGAAGCCGUUGUUCUGUGGCUGGGCUACGCCAACUCGGCCCUGAACCCCAUCCUGUACGCCGCCCUGAACAGAGACUUCCGCACGGCGUACCAGCAGCUCCUGCGCUGCCGGUAUGGCGGCUGCACCGCCCACGACCCCUCUCUGAGGUACGACAGCUCUCGGCUCCCCAGGACUCGGAGCCACGGACCCGGGCAGCAGGAGGAGAAGCCCCUGAGGCUCCAGGUGUGGAGUGGCAGAGAGGUCACGGCGCCCCGGGGAGCCGCAGACAGGAAGCCUGCACUGUCCUGCACCGCGAGCUCCAGCAACCUUCUGAGCUGCUGCAAGAGUCUGUGGGGGCGUCGAUUCCUCCAGAGACACGGGGGAGGCCCCUCGGAGCAGCCACUGAGGACACCACCCUCCCAGGCUGCCUAGACCCGGCCCCAGGACACUGAAGAUACUGCUCCCGGUCACCAAGAUGUGACUCCUGGAGCCCCUAAGGGCCCAGCGGCCCCCAAAGCCACCGAGGAGGCCCCCUCAGUGACUCCCAGAGCACACACUGGGGUGCCAGGGUCCACAGGCCCUGUCUGUACUCAGCAUUCCCAGAGAGGAGAGGUGUUCAGGACUUCUUGGAGCCCAAGCUCACAGUGGUGCUGGCCCCGAGUCCUGAGCAGAGAUGGGGGGACAUGUGG
This is a messenger RNA of Eptesicus fuscus (big brown bat), 1475 nucleotides long. It is a transcript of the gene HRH2, whose product is annotated as histamine receptor H2. Gene Ontology annotation, cellular component: membrane; dendrite. Gene Ontology annotation, biological process: G protein-coupled receptor signaling pathway, coupled to cyclic nucleotide second messenger; chemical synaptic transmission; positive regulation of vasoconstriction. The transcript has 2 exons. Bases 1 to 1218 code for a protein of 405 amino acids. Gene Ontology annotation, molecular function: neurotransmitter receptor activity; histamine receptor activity; G protein-coupled serotonin receptor activity. NCBI's taxonomy places the organism in Eukaryota, Metazoa, Chordata, Mammalia, Chiroptera, Vespertilionidae. The record is from RefSeq and is a predicted model, not a curated record.